Messenger RNA from Helianthus annuus (common sunflower), 1614 nucleotides. RefSeq lists its product as uncharacterized. The record is from RefSeq and is a predicted model, not a curated record. NCBI's taxonomy places the organism in Eukaryota, Viridiplantae, Streptophyta, Magnoliopsida, Asterales, Asteraceae. The coding region runs from base 1 to 1614 and encodes 537 amino acids. The transcript has 2 exons.
AUGGAGUCCAUGAUGAGUCAACUAAUUGUUAGGGACCAAACCACUCAAAAGACCCUUAGUGAACACGAUCUCAUGCUUAAGAACCACCAAGCCUCCUUCCAAGAUCUUCAACGAGUCGUAGGGGAUAUGUCUAGAAAAUUAGAGGAGAGGCUACCCGGUCAGUUUGCGGGUUACACCCAACCCAAUCCCAAUGCCCAUGCUAAAGCCAUUACCACUCGUAGUGGCAAGACCGUAGGUAACCCUAGCGUCGAGGAGAGAGUAGUAGAUGAAGAGGGAGAUGUGAUUGAUGAGGAGAUCGAAAUGGAGGCUCCCGGCAAAGUGCAAAAGAGGCUAAGCCCAGCAAGUACCGCACAGCCCGGUGAGUCCCAAAGUGAGAAGAAAGUUGAGAGAACCCCAAUAGACGUUAGACCUUCACCCUUGGUGAACCAUGCGUAUGUUCCGUUUCCCUCACGCCUUAAAAACCAAAAAUACUCUAGGGAGUACGGACAGUUUUUGGACAUCUUCAAGCAAUUGAAGAUUAACCUUCCAUUUAUAGAGGCACUCCAAUCAAUGCCCAAAUACGCGAAGUUCUUGAAAGACCUCCUUAGGAACAAAGAGAAAUUAGGAGAGUUGUCUAACGUGCCGUUGAAUGGGGGAUGUUCCGCCGUUGUGUUAAAUAAGCUUCCCGAAAAGCUUACCGAUUCGGAUAUUUUUACCAUUCCUUGUCUAUUCGGUAGUAAUACCAACACUCGAGCCUUAGCCGACUUAGGUGCUAGCAUCAAUUUGAUGCUCUUUUCUCUUUAUGAGAAGCUAGACCUAGGAGAGCUUGCACCUACCCGAAUGACAUUAUCCUUAGCCGAUCGGUCCGUUAAGUACCCUAGGGGUAUAGUUGAGAACUUGCUAGUUAAGGUAAACAAAUUCGUGUUUCCCGCCGAUUUCGUAAUCUUAGAUAUGGAAGCGGAUGAGAGAGUCCCCAUUAUCCUAGGUCGUCCUUUCUUACGUACCGCCAAAUCACUCAUAGAUGUCUACGAUGGUAAGAUCACCCUUAGGGUAGGUGAGGAGAGAGUUACUUUUGAGAUAGACCAUUCCAUGAACCACCCGAGUGGUUCGGAUGACUAUAGUGGUCCUUGCCAUUCCGUCUACUUUUUGAACUCGUUUAUCUCGAGAGAAGGUAGAAAAGGAGGUGAAGUUGAAGAGGAAGGGAUUCCUUUAAUCCUCGAUGUGUUAGCGGUUAGUGAUGACACCACCCAACCCCCACCCUUAGAACUUAAGGUACUUCCAUCUCAUCUAGAGUAUGCUUUCUUAGGGGAGGGUUCCGAGCUACCCGUUAUUAUUUCAUCCGAGUUAGAGGAGAGUGAGAAAGUGAGGUUGUUAGAUGUGUUGAGGGCCAACAAAGAGGCCAUUGCACGGAGGUUGUCCGACAUUAAGGGCAUAAGCCCUUCCUAUUGCACCCACCGGAUACUCAUGGAGGAUGAUUAUAAACCGGUGGUGCAACCCCAAAGGAGGCUUAACCCCAACAUGCAAGAUGUAGUGAAAAAGGAGGUUCUUAAACUCUUAGAUGCGGGGAUGAUAUAUCCCAUUUCAGAUUCACCUUGGGUUAGUCCCACUCAGGUUGUCCCCAAGAAGGGGGGAUGA